AAUUUUAAAUGUCAGGGCGAAUCGAAUUUUCUUCGCCCUGUUCACAAAUUUUGACAUAUCAAGUUCCCAAAAAAAAAAUGAUUUGUUGUAUCAAUUCGCCGAUGCGGCCACCUUAUUAAGUACGCCUUGCUUACUGCCUCGAACUUGAAAAUUUGGAAUCGGGUAUUAAAUUGAGGAAGCAGAAGAAAAUUUCCUCGAUUUAUUUCUAUCGUGGAUUCGUAUAUGCCAAGACAACCCCCAAUACUGAGCCAAUCUACAUCGCAAAUGAGGCGGACUUUGAUCAGCUUUUCGCCAUGAUACUGUUUCUGUUUAAUGGUUCUGAAAGUUAUUCCUCGUGGUGCAGGCGGCGAUGCUUAUAAUUUAUCUGAUUGCAUUUUGCAACAGGCUUUGAUAGGAUCAACAGCCAACCCUAUGGUUUUAAACUAUCUAAAGCAUUCAUUGUGUGCCCAUUUGGUUUCAUAUGCGGCUGUGCUAAGACGCAUUUCAAAAUAUGAUCACUUUGAUCGCAUCUACUGUUUAACAUCUCUUUUAGAUUUUGUGGAUUCGAUUUUGGAUGGGGUUACCUGCAGAACUAAAGUGGAAGAGUCAAUCUUGCCGGGUGCUAUCGUCUCAUUGGUUGAUUGGUUAAUGCAAAUUUUUGCCACUAUUACCACAAGCUAUGAAAUGAAUCGUGAAUUAAGUGCCGAACAAUCAUAUCUGCAUGAUCAAUGCUGUACGGUUAUCGAAAAGUUAGUUAGGAAUCAAUUCAUUCUAGCUAUUUUGUAUGUGGGUCGCCAAGAGGAUCCUGACAACUAUAGCAAAAUUCGUGAAAAUUAUGCUACCAUUAAGACAUCAUUGACCAACUCGAAUUUCACCCCAUCACAUCCGAAUGUUGAGAAAUAUUUGCAAAAAUUGGCUUACAUAGAUGUCCAUCAUUUGGAUAUGAAAACACUGGAUGUGCAUCCAUUGCCAGAGCCCAUAUCUUAUUGCGUACAACCUUUGUUGGCAGUGGAGGUAUUAUUAAAUCCCUGCAAUGACACAUCGUAUUAUGUGGCCGAAAUGCAAAUGUUGCAGAGAUUAAAGAAAUUCUCAAAUACACGUCUGUUCUACGAAAUUAUUCGCGCCGGUUUUGUGUCCCUCAGCAAUGUGGCAGAGACCAGUCAUGACACCAUGUUGGGUGCAUUUACAUUUUUCAAAGUGCCACAAAUAAUAAAGCAAUUGCAUGCUUUGAAUAGAGCUCCCACAGAACCCACACCCACCGAUUUUAUACCAGAAGUAGUGGAAGCCUUUGAAAUGUUAUUGGAAGAUAAUCUUCUAUUGGAUUUAAUGGAUUCAAAGUGUUCCUGUAACAUUAUCGACUACCUACUCAAUGAUUGGGCCAAGCAACAUUUGGUAAAUGAGGUUCAUGUUAAACAUUUUGCCGCCCAAAGAGAUCAGGAGGCUUCGCUGUUGUUACAAAAACGCGAAUGGGGCAAUCAAACUCAGUCCAUUAUAAAUUUUAUUAUACGUGCUGAGGUACCUUUAUCAGGGGUUUUGAAAACCUUAAGUACCGAUUAUAACAAGGUGCAAGAGGCGCUUUUGGAGGUAUUGUGUACUGUGCUAGUAGGCAAUAGUUUUGAUUUGCUGCUAUCGGUGGCCACCGUUGAAGGUCGUCUCAAGACAUUUGUCUCUCGUCUUAUACAAUGCAAUGAAAAUUCCAAACAAAUACCCGGGGAAGUUGGUAAAUCCUCAAUCAUACGUUCAACUUUAUUUGAUGUCUCAUUUUUGAUGUUGACCUCUAUUGUACAAACCUAUGGCUCAAGUGUGGUUCUAACUGAUAAUGGUGAUAGUUUCUUUGAGAAAUGGGUACGUGAGUGUAUGGUAGAACGUAAUAAACCAAAGAAUCCUCGUAAAAUGAUUGCCAUAUGCGAUGAAAAUAUUGUGGAUGAGAUAUUGAUGACCUUUAGCAAACCCGAUGCUCAGUUGAAAACUUCAAAUAUUACUUGGCAAGAUAUCUGUAUUAACUUACCUGGAGUUCUCUAUCAUGUGUUGAUUUCUUGGGAAAAGGAAACCCUAUCGGCAGCUGAUGUUAAAAACAUAUUGGAUAACAUUAAAAGGCGAAUGUUUUCAUUUUCGGUUUGUGCAACCUCGUUUUUGAGUGCUUACAUGCAUUCGGUUAAAGAUAAAGAAGUUUUGAAACCUUUGAAUAUGAUUCAACAAUUUCUAACGCCAGCAGGCAACGAUGAAAUGUCUUCACAGGAAAAUGUCAAAGAACGUCUUGCUCUUUCCUUCCAAAUUAUACGCAAAAUGCAAUAUUAUGCCCAUCCUACGGGUAGCUUAAAAUCGCGCAGCUUAACACUGACACAAAAUCUAGUUUCACGUAAUCCCUUAAUUGACCAAUUCAAAGAUGUUUGGAGUACAGUAGCAGAUCAUGGUUGGGUACCACCAAGGGCAGCUCAAGUUAUAGAAUCGCUUCUACAUGCCGCCGGACCGGCCUGGCUUGCUUCUCAAUUGGUAGAAGAAAUGCUGAAGUGUAAAUAUAAAAAGGAUAUGAUGAAAACUUUGGAUAUUAUAUUUGCUAUAUCCCAUUUGGAUAUUGAGCGCGUUACCGAAGCCUUGCUGACCCAAGUUGUUCCUCAAAUAAUAAAUAAUCGACAGGGAGAUGAUAUUAACGAACCACAAUCAUACGUUUUGGCUCGGCUUUGCGUUUAUUGCAUUAUUUCUGCGUUGGAGACAAGGACACAAGCUAACUUCUCGCAAAAGAAACGUUCCCGUUCACAUGAUGGCGAGGAUUUAGAACUGAAUGCGGCUAAAAUGCGCAAAAUAACUGGAGAUGGUUCUGAUAACUCUUGCUCCAAUGACUUUCUUUCCGAGAAUAGUUUACUGCUGGGCUCCAACAUGUCUUCGUUGCAUUCAAGUAUGCGCGAAACUCCUACACAAUUGCGCGAACCUCUUCAGUCAUCCAUACAGUAUAUAUUUAGGGUGUUUCAACAAUUUGUCACCACAGAGGAGCUAUCACCGAAAAUAUACUUUGUCUAUCAGUUUAUAUCACUGCUGGUGGAAUGCGGCAAGGAGCGCAUAAGGCCUGUUCUCAAGCUUUUGCCUGCAACCCUCAUGCAUAAUUUACUGAAAGUAAUGUUAACCGAAGACAUCAAUGUUGGUUUAAUUAGCAGACUUUAUGAUUUACGUUUCAAUACCGGACGUCAAUCGGCAGUAUCAGAUUUAUGUUUAUGGCGCAAUAUAAAAUUGAAACAACAAAGCAUUCAACUUUAAAAAAAAAGAUGACAUGUAAACUAUUAGUAAUUUCUUAAAGUAGGGUGUUUUUUUUUUUUUUUGUAAAUUAAAUCACUAGUUAAGGUCUGAUCGCUUUUUAUUAUUUUUUAAGUUUUUGGUAACUCAUGUCAUUCAUUGGGAAAUUUAUUUGGAAUCCGAGCUCAAACAGCUUUUAAAAUAAUCACAAAUUGAGAAAAAAAAAAUUUAGUUCCCUACCAAUCAAAGGGCAAAUAGCAUCUGCUCGAAUAAUUUUUACAUUUUUGUCCUAAGUUCGAAUAAUAAAUACAUUUUUCAUAUUGUC
Molecule: messenger RNA, 3532 nt
Organism: Stomoxys calcitrans (stable fly)
Lineage: Eukaryota; Metazoa; Arthropoda; Insecta; Diptera; Muscidae
Gene: MED24
Product: mediator of RNA polymerase II transcription subunit 24
Exons: 12
Coding region: 313-3231 (972 amino acids)
Cellular component (GO): mediator complex
Molecular function (GO): transcription coregulator activity
Source: RefSeq, a predicted model, not a curated record